Diaporthe amygdali is the source of this 630-nucleotide messenger RNA. RefSeq lists its product as uncharacterized. Lineage: Eukaryota; Fungi; Ascomycota; Sordariomycetes; Diaporthales; Diaporthaceae. The coding region runs from base 1 to 630 and encodes 209 amino acids. The transcript has a single exon. The record is from RefSeq and is a predicted model, not a curated record.
AUGAAGAUGGCACAGAGCCUGCCCACCAGUGUAUUUGGGAUUUGGCAUUAUAUGCCCAAGGUUGUAACGGCUGGUGGCACGGCGUUCAGCAAGAUCUCUAACUUGCUGCCCUCCAGCAGCGGUGUCAACGCAGCAGAGACUCCGCCGCUGGAGAGAAAUCGCCAGAAGAUAGAGAGCGAAUAUGGGCUGCCUGUCGAGAUGCAGAGGGAGCUGCAAACCCUGACACUCAAGUCUAUUUUCAGCGAAAACAUGGUCGGUGCGGAUAGCGAGGCCCUAUGUUGCCUUCGAAAAGGACCUGUUGGGCUCUGGGGCGACUGCGACGACUAUGCACUCUUUGUCAGGAAGCUAGCCGAGCUCGAGAGAACCCGGCGAGCAGACGAGGGCGUUGGCGACAGAGAGAGUCUGAGAAUCAGUGCUUACUUUGCUGAGAGCGACUCUAUGAUCGGUAAAAGAGGCCAAAGCUACAUGGAGAACUGCUGGAAAGGCAGUGGAGGAGACGAGUUUCAAGACGUGCUGAAUUUCACGGCCGAGACGGUCAAAGAGACAGAUCACGACAGUGUUGUGCAGUCCGUCGAGGUUUUGAAGCAAAUAUUCCUCAGUGCUGGUGGUGCUGCGCCGGCGAAUCUUUGA